This is a messenger RNA of Cucurbita maxima (winter squash), 1440 nucleotides long. RefSeq names its product myb family transcription factor PHL11-like. The record is from RefSeq and is a predicted model, not a curated record. The transcript has 8 exons. Gene Ontology annotation, molecular function: DNA binding; DNA-binding transcription factor activity. NCBI's taxonomy places the organism in Eukaryota, Viridiplantae, Streptophyta, Magnoliopsida, Cucurbitales, Cucurbitaceae. Bases 382 to 1188 code for a protein of 268 amino acids.
AUUUGGAUUUAGUGAUACCUUCAUAUUCGUCGCCGUCCUUCGCUCCAUUUGCUUCCUCUCUCCCCCGCCAUUGAUGAUUUCCUGCACUGUCUUUGUUUCUGAUUGAAAUCGAGUGUGUUUUGUCGUGUUGAAUUCUUCUUCUUCGGCUAUGUGAUUCGGUGAACAUCUUUGAGUUGAAGUGUACUUUGUAUGGAUUAAUGCAAGUAUUUUGUGUUUGGGAAGAGGAUCGAGGGGUAUAAUCAGUGAACAAAGCCUCGAGGUCAUUGAUGUUUAAUGCGUGAUUGGAUUGGAGAUUCCUGUUUGUAGAUCGAGGAGUCAUUUGUCAGCCUUCUGAACGAGGAUUAUUAAUCAGGAAGAAGAAGAAUGAUGAAUUUUCGAUGAAUGGAAUUUUCUACUCGGUCGAGAAUGGAGCGGAACUAUCCGUAUGAGAAUGGAGUGAUGAUGACGAGAGACACGAAGCCAAGACUGAGAUGGACAGCUGAUCUUCACGACCGUUUUGUAGACGCGGUCACCAAGCUUGGUGGCCCUGAAAAAGCAACUCCCAAGUCUGUGUUAAGAUUGAUGGGUUUAAAGGGCUUGACUUUGUACCACUUGAAGAGUCAUUUACAGAAGUAUAGACUUGGACUGCAAACUCGAAAGCAAAAUGUGGCUGAGCAAAGGAAUCAAAGUAGUGGGACUCUGAGCAACUUCAUUGGAGUUGAGGACGAUGAGAGAGGGAUGAAAAUUGCUGAGGCACUAAAAUCACAUGUUGAUGUGCAGAAAAUAAUACUAGAACAACUUGAGGUACAAAAUAAACUACAAAUGAGAAUAGAAGCUCAAGGAAAAUACUUGCAAGAUAUCUUAGAGAAAGCACAAAAGAGUCUGGCACUUGCCAUUAACAGUGACCUUGGUAGUCUUGAAAGCACAGGAAUGCAGCUAUUAGGCUUUGACGUGGCUCUGUCAGAUCAAAUGGAAAAAAGUAAGAAACAAGAAAUGAGAGGAAGCAUGACGACUGUAAACGAUACUUGUAAGAAGACGGGCGACUCACCCAUCCAGAUGUGCAAAGUGGAAGCUGGAGAAGAAGCCACAAACGAGUUUAAUGUUGAAAGGAAUAUGAUCAACUUUGAUUUGAAUUCAAAAGGUGGCUAUGAUUACAGUUCGAAUGGGGCUGAAGUACUUGAGGCCAAUGUGCUUCCUUGCUCGAGGUAAUCAACCAUGCCAGUGUCGAUCAUUUCAGGAUACAGCUUUUGAAGCUUCUUAUCCUCCACCUAUUUCGAAGUUUGUCGAGCAACAUUCAAAGAAUCUAUGGUAAGUUCAUACCCUCUUCUUCUGCAUAUGCCACUUCCCUUCGUUCAUAUGAAGGAAGAGUUUAUAUCGACAUAUUUGGUUUGGUAAUGAUCCUUGUUUUAAGGCCGAGUUUUUUUUUAUUAAGCUCACUCGACGAAUUCGAAAUUUGAACUA